GCUGCGGCGUCCGUGGAGCAGUUGGGGGUUCGAUGCCUUGCUCAAGGACACAUCAGUCAUGGUAUUGCUGGCCCGAGACUCGAACCCACCCCAAGGGCUAGGAGUCAAACUCUUUAAUCACUAGGCCACGACUUCAGAAUAUAUUUUAGUGAGAACAAUGCUCUAUGAUGUGCACUCACUGAUUUUAUGGUGGACACCAAUUCAGAGGAGCAGUCAAUCGUCCGGUUUGAAGAGGUCCAGUGAUAAUAACUUUCAACCACAGCUGUGUGAAGGCGACCACAACAGUAUGAAAAAUGCCACUGUAUUUGAAGGAGACAACAUGAAGGAAAUAAUUAGCAUGUUUUCUUUUUAAAAUAGGCUACUUUGUCAGUGACACGCCAAGUCAGACAAUUCUAUUUACACUGCAAUAAAUAUAGGCUAAAUAUUACUAAAAGAUGUCCACCUUAACAGCAAAACUGCUGAAAUUAAAUUUGAUUUGAAUUGUUUAAAACAAUUGAAAUACUAUUGAGAAGAAUGAGAUCAACUCUAUUCUAAAAUACUUAUCUGAGAACUGUUUAAACAGUUGUUUUUAUGGAUUUUAUUUGUAUAUAUUUAUGCUAAAUCAUAAUAAGGAUACUGGAUGAUUUUUAGCAAUAAUAAUAGUGUAUGGCACAAAUGGCAUUUAUAGUCCGUAUCUUAUAUUUUCUUAACCUUCUGGAUUAUUAGGCUUCUCUGACCCCAAUCUGCCUGUAACUCCAUUCCUCCAAAUUGCAGCACCUCACUGUAAUCUCUCAUCUACUCUUAAUCUGAGCACAUGGGGGGCAUAUAAGAGAGGCGCUCGCGUCCCGCAGAGCAGAUCUCACUCUCAGUCACUUUCUACUGAGGAGAAGGUCCACUCGAGCAAGCAUGAAUGGAACGGAAGGUCCAAACUUCUACGUGCCCAUGUCCAACAAGACGGGUGUGGUGCGGAGCCCGUUUGAGGAGCCGCAGUACUAUCUGGCAGAGCCGUGGAAGUACUCGCUCCUGGCGGCGUACAUGCUCUUCCUCAUCAUCACUUCGUUCCCCGUCAACUCCCUCACGCUCUACGUCACCGUGCAGCACAAGAAGCUGCGCACGCCGCUCAACUACAUCCUGCUCAAUCUGGCCGUGGCCGACCUGUUCAUGGUGGUGGGUGGCUUCACCGUCACCCUCUACACCGCCCUGCACGGGUACUUCGUCCUGGGGGUCACCGGCUGCAACAUCGAAGGCUUCUUCGCCACGCUGGGAGGGGAGAUCGCGCUGUGGUCUCUGGUGGUCUUGGCUGUCGAGCGUUAUAUUGUGGUGUGUAAGCCAAUGACAACGUUUCGUUUCGGAGAGAAGCACGCCAUCGUGGGAGUGGGCUUCACCUGGGUCAUGGCCCUCACCUGCUGCAUGCCGCCCCUGCUGGGCUGGUCCAGGUAUAUUCCAGAGGGAAUGCAGUGCUCCUGUGGGAUAGAUUACUACACCCCCAAACCUGAGAUCAACAACACCUCGUUUGUCAUCUACAUGUUCAUCCUGCACUUCUCCAUCCCUCUGCUCAUCAUCUUCUUCUGCUACAGUCGCCUUCUCUGCACUGUCCGUGCGGCCGCUGCCCAGCAGCAGGAGUCAGAGACGACCCAGAGGGCCGAACGGGAAGUGACACGUAUGGUGGUUGUCAUGGUGGUCUCGUUCUUAGUGUGCUGGGUGCCGUAUGCCAGCGUGGCCUGGUACAUCUUUGCUAAUCAGGGGGCGGAGUUUGGUCCUAUAGUGAUGACGAUACCUGCUUUCUUUGCUAAGAGUGCAGCGCUUUACAACCCUGUCAUCUACAUCAUACUCAACAGACAGUUCAGGAACUGCAUGCUCACUACGGUCUGCUGUGGAAAGAACCCGUUUGGUGAGGAGGAGACCAGCAUGACGGCCUCCAGUAAGACUCAGUCCUCGGUGGUCUCGUCCAGUCAGGUGGCUCCCGCCUGACCGACAGCUGGACAAAUCCACCCAGCAGCCUCCUACAGGCCAAAUACAUCACUCCACAUCAUCCAGUCUGCAACUACAUCUACUACUUCACUUUUUCUGCCCUUGAAUCUUACACAUUUUGUAAAAACUGACCAAUCAGAUCUCUAUAAUACUGCAGCAUGUGAUUGUGUUAAAUACUUGUAACGUGUUUAGUAACUUGAUGGCAUUCCUAUGUAUUUAUCUCAACAUCUGUUCCAUUAGUUCUGCCUGAUAAUGCCGGAUAAUUAUGAUCCGUUAUGAUUUUGACCUUUUAACCUUAUGUUCUGAGUCCAUGUGAUGUUUCUUCAGAGUUUGAUGUUGACCAGGCAUGAGACUGAGUGCUGGAGGCAGAAGAGACCUCAGGAGAUUAAGCACACACCCAGCCAAACAGCUCUCUAAAUGUUUAGAUGUCAGUGUCGUCUGUGGAAGAAUUAUGAUUAAAGAUGUAAAUG
Molecule: messenger RNA, 2420 nt
Organism: Carassius auratus (goldfish)
Lineage: Eukaryota; Metazoa; Chordata; Actinopteri; Cypriniformes; Cyprinidae
Product: rhodopsin
Exons: 5
Coding region: 886-1950 (354 amino acids)
Biological process (GO): visual perception; G protein-coupled receptor signaling pathway; phototransduction
Cellular component (GO): membrane
Molecular function (GO): G protein-coupled receptor activity
Source: RefSeq, a predicted model, not a curated record